This is a messenger RNA of Necator americanus (New World hookworm), 675 nucleotides long. RefSeq lists its product as uncharacterized. Gene Ontology annotation, biological process: nuclear-transcribed mRNA catabolic process; rRNA processing; ribosomal large subunit biogenesis. The coding region runs from base 1 to 675 and encodes 224 amino acids. The record is from RefSeq and is a predicted model, not a curated record. Gene Ontology annotation, cellular component: nucleolus; preribosome, large subunit precursor. The transcript has 8 exons. Gene Ontology annotation, molecular function: RNA binding. Lineage: Eukaryota; Metazoa; Nematoda; Chromadorea; Rhabditida; Ancylostomatidae.
AUGGCUCGAUCGAAAAGGGACAAAGAAGUUUCUCUAACGAAGGUAAAGAAGAAGACACGCGAGACCAAGGAAGCGCUUAUUAAAGAGGUCCGUGCCUCCGUGGAUAAAUAUAAACGUCUCUUCGUUUUUAACAUUGAGGAUAUGAGAAGCACACAUUUCAUACAGGUUCGACAACGAUUUAAAGCAAACAGUAGAUUUUUCUUUGGUAAGAAUAAUGUUAUGGCGAUUGCAUUAGGAAAAGACGAAUCCUCCGAAUAUGCUCCGCAGUUGCACUUAGUGAGUCGAGAACUUCAAGGACAAUGCGGACUCAUGUUUACUCUGUUAUCUAAAGAUAGAGUCGCGAGCAUUCUCAAGGAGUUAAAUUUCGAGGAUCAUGCUCGUGCUGGUCAUGUUGCGCGUGAGACGAUAACCGUACCUGAAGGGCCAUUGCCGCAGUUCGCAUUCUCCAUGGAGCCACAACUUCGGAAGCUAGGAUUACCAACCAAACUUGAAAAAGGAGCUAUAGAGCUAUAUCAAGAUUAUGAAAUUUGCAAGGAAGGAGAGCCGAUCACAGCAGAACAAGCAAAGAUUCUUAAACUAUUCGACUAUAAACUGGCUGAGUUCAAAAUAAACAUCAAUUCACGAUGGGAUAAAGAAGGUGGAUACAGCAGUUUUGAAAAGACAAAGAAAACGUAA